ACAUAGAGCUGAUCAGGCAGAGGGGUCUUUUUUAAAGAAGCAAGACGAUGGUGGUUUAUGGAAAUACUGUUCCCGCAGAAGCAGCAUCUUUGCUUUUUCGAUACGAGCCGUUGGAGAAGCGUCGUUUAGAAAAUUCGUCACAAAGGUUACUGAAACGAGGCUAAGAAGUAGAGUGUCAAUGAUUAAACUUGUACAAACUAAAAUAAUCACGUGGUGAAAGAAGAAACGCAGUUUUGGUGUCCAAUCGGUCGAACUACCGAACCGAUACAACUUGCAUUAGUAUCGCUUCCAAGAUACAGGUUCCAGGCUACAGGUUCCGCCCCAGUCAUAGGCCGCGUGUGCGUGCUGGUGUUGUUGCAUCGACACAGCCUCCCGCGAUCGAUACCCGAUUCCGGGCCAGCCAACCAACCAACCCAUCUCUCUACCCAGCAGUAUUUGUUGCAAAGUGAUUCCGCUCCGUUAGCGAGCGACCGUUGAUUGAUUCUAUAAGGCGCGCAGCGAUCGUUUUUCUCCUUCCGCUGGCAGCGAAGGAAGAAAACAAUUGCCGUGUACUGUUUGUUCUGGUGUCGCGUUUUACGUGCAUCAACCCGCGGGGCGCAUUUGUUGCGUCCUAAGCAGAAGUGACAUUUGCUUUUCGUUGUCAACACUGGUGAAGCUGUUUUCGCUGUGGUGAAUUAUCGGCUGAAAGUAUAUCAGUGUGUGUGUGUGUGAUUCGGAACUGAUCACUGCGUGUGCUAGAUUUGUUCUCCGCGUAGCCAACGUUGGUCAUCAUUAGCAGCAUGAUGAACAACAGCAGCGGCGAUGAGCAGGUCGAGUGUCCACUGUGCAUGGAGCCGCUAGAGGUGGACGAUCUGAAUUUCUACCCCUGUACCUGUGGAUAUCAGAUCUGUCGCUUUUGCUGGCACCGGAUCCGCACGGACGAAAACGAGCUGUGCCCGGCGUGCCGGAAGGCGUACCCGGAAAACCCGGCCGACUUUACGCCCCUGUCGCAGGAGCAGAUUGCGGCGUUCAAGGCGGAGAAGCGGCAGCGGGACCAGCAGCGGAGGGCGAAGAUUUCCGAAAACCGCAAACACCUGGCGAACGUGCGGGUGGUGCAGAAGAACCUGGUGUUUGUCGUGGGGUUGCCGCCCAGAUUGGCCGAUCCGGAGAUUCUGAAGAAACAUGAAUACUUCGGAAAGUAUGGUAAGAUCCAUAAAGUGGUCAUCAACCCUAGUACAACGUAUGCCGGUGUGCAGGGUCCCUCGGCGUCGGCGUACGUGACGUACAUCAACAACAACGACGCGCUGAGGGCGAUCCAAAGCGUUAACAACAUCAUGAUCGAUGGUCGACUGAUAAAGACGAGCUUAGGUACGACGAAGUACUGUAGCCACUUUAUGAAAAACCAAACCUGUCCCAAGCCGGACUGCAUGUACUUGCACGAGCUCGGCGACCAGGAGGCUAGCUUUACGAAGGAGGAGAUGCACCAAGGGAAGCAUCAAGAGUACGAGAAGCGGCUGCAUGAUGCCAUGCAGGCGCAGUUAGGUCUGACGUCUGCAGCAGGAGGGCAUGGCAGCAACGGCAGUGGUAGUGCGGCGGCAACGGCAGCGACGGCGGCGUCCUCUGGCGGUGGUACGGCCACCGCGGCCCCGACCGCCGGCCUGGUGUCGUCGACGGCGGCGGCAGUAGUGGCGGCGUCGGCGACGACGGCAGCGGCGGCUGUUGCGGCGGGAACAACUGCAGCAGUUAAUGGGAAUAGCGCCGGCAACAAGGAAAACUCGAACCGAAGCGACCGAAAGCACGAAACGAAAUCUCGCUCGAAAGGAGGCAAAAACAAGCAGCAGCAGCAGCAACAGCAGCAACAACACAACAACAAAAAUAGUCACGACAAUUCCAGUAAUCAUAAAGAUAGUACAAGCAACGUGACUAGUGCCAACGGUGUUGUUGCUGCUGCGAAGGGAGGCAGUGCGGCGUUGGUAAACGGCAAAGGAAGCAAGGCUUCGAACGGAAAGCAGCAGCAGCGGAACGGUGCUAGCAACGCCCCAGAAGCUCACGAGCAUGCGAUUGUGAACGGUAACAGCAAGGAGGCACAGAACAAUAGCAAAAACCUGAAGCAGCAGCAGCGCGAACGCGAGCGGGAACAGCGGGAGCAGCAAUCCCUGCUCAAGGGUAGCAGUGAUAGCGGCGAGCAGCAGCAACAGCAGCAGCAGAAACAGCAGCAACCACCACAGAGCAAAAAGCGAGAAGCUAACGGCACCAGCAAUGGCCCCACGGCGACCAGCAUUAGCAAUGGGAACGCAAAUGGAAACGGCCAUAUUAUCAAUAAUGAUCUGGACGAUGACGAUGACGAGCUGGACUUUGAGGAUCUGGACAAUGACGCACUGUCGUCGGACAAUGAUGGCAAAACGGAUUCGCCUUCGUUAAGUAGUUCGGCUUCCUCCCGGAACGGAGUGGACAGUGAGACGGCUAGUGGUAAGAGCACCCCCGGUGCGUUUGUCGAUACGCUUAACAAUGGUGACAGCAAUGUGAUAGACGCUGGUGCAUCCGUCGGUGACGCUGUCGCCAGUAAGACCGACGCAUGUGAAACGAAUGCCAUACCAGCCGCCACCGAUGGGGACGCCGCGGAUUCGAACCGCAGCUCCUCGUCGCCAUCGUCGAGCUCGUCGAUGGGCGAUGAAAAGGCGGACAGCGAAAGUACUGCCCCGGUCGCCUCCUCAUCCUCGACUACAACCUCGUUGUACGGUGGGCUGGACGAUGGUACGGAUACCACCGCAGCCGUGAUCAGUGCGACGAUGGGCAAACUGUCCGUCACUGACACGACCGCCAGCAACGGUGGUAUCAUGAAUCACAAGUUUGCCAACGAACUGAUCGACCUGAGCGCGCGCUACGGUAAGCUGGAAAGCAUACUGGACGACAAUAGUAGCUUCUUCUCGUACAACACGUUCGAUCCGUACGGCAAGCCGAGUGCGGCUGGCAGCACGGACCUGGGCGUGGACAGUGGUAGCGGUAAUCAGAGCGUUGGUUUGACCUCUUCGCAACUUCCCGAUCUCUUGAGCGGUACAAACGACACAAACGAACAGCACGCAAAGGAGCUGUUGAAAAACAUGGGAAAUCUUCAGCAGCAGCAGCAGCAGCAGCAUCAGCAACACCACCAGCUUCAGCAGCAUCAGCAUCAGCAGCACCUUCUGCAGCAAGUCGCCCGCUUCCAGCAGCAGCUCUCUGCCGGGCUAAUCGGUAACGGUGAUAGUAGCAUGAUUGGCGGUGCGGGCGAUGAGCUCGACCCAGCCCUCACCAAAUGCUUACUGCGGCAGAAGUACAUGGUGGAGGAUCAGCAGGAGGAGUGGCUUCGUCUGCACCAGCAGCAACAGCAGCAGCAACAGCAACUGCAGCAGCAACAGCAACAGGAGCAACAGAAACGCAACCACCUGAACAAUGGACUGAAUGGACUACCGCCAUUCCAUAAUUUUAACGAAUUUGGAACGAAUGAUUUCUGGCACAAAACAUAUGCUAUGCGAAACAACUUCCUAAGCCAGCAGCAACAGCAGCAACAGCAGCAGCAGCAGCAGCAGCAACACCAGCAACAACAAAGGCUACACACAGACAUGAGCCAGAUGUACGGAAAUGCAAACAUGUCCAAGUUGAACAAGUUCUUCGACUUCCACAAAAACCAGCAACAGCAGCAGCAACAGCAGCAGCAGCAGCAAUUUUUACUCAAUGGACAAAAUUCACUCCCGCAGCAGGCGCUUGACAUGAACUUGCUAGCGCUGGAAAACAGCCGUUUGAACAACCAUUUCCUUGAUCAACACAACGAAAAUUUGUUAAGCUCCCAGCAGCUCCACAAGCAGCGGCUGCUUAACCUUGGCGCUCACAAUCCACUCCUGAACGGUGGAGAUCGUUCCAUGCCGCAGCACAAGGCAUCGGUAGCGGCGGCAGCAGCAGCAGCAGCUUCGCAGUCGCAACAGUCGGGCAGCAGAACCCAAUCGCAGCCGCAGUCACAGUAUCCCCAAAACCCGACCGCCGACGAUGACCUUGGGUUCGAUCCGUUCCUGGAAACCCAGAAGGCACUGGCCGAGCUGAUGAACGAUGAAAUGAACCAGCAGCAGCUGCCUCAGAGCGGCUCGAACCACAGCAAGGUGCUAGAGAAUGUUCAGCAGCAGCAGCAGCAACAGCAGCAGCAACAGCAACAACAGCAGCAGCAGCACCAGCAACAGCAUCAACAACAGCAACGUACCCGCAUGCCACCGCCUGGCUUCAACCACAUGAACGCUUUCGGCUUUGGUGUACCACGGGCACAAGGCAGCAAAAUUCUACCCUUCAUGAACGGUGGUAUGCAAAUGCCGAAUGGACAGCAGCCGCAGCAGCCGCCGCAGAACGGCAACUGGAAUCAGCAGUUGCAGCAACCCUUCCUAGGAUAUCAGCAAAAUGAGCACAUGGCUCAGCCGCAGAACGGACUCAACAAAGCAGCGUAUGGCAAUAAUCUCACCGACUGGACGUCGAUGGACCCGGCCAUCGUUUCUUACCGUCAGUUCUCAUUUAUGAACGGACCAAACCAACCGGCCGGGGGUGAUCUGUUUCUGAACGCUCAGCAACAGCAGCAACAGCAGCAGCAGAUGAAUCAGCAGCAAAAUCUUCAACCUGGACAAGGUUUCGGACACCAUGGUCUCAACUUGCAGUCGAACCUGAUGGGUCAACAGCAGCAACAGCAGCAGCAACAACAACAAGCAAAUCCACAGCUUAACUUUUCUCAUGUCAACAUCAUCAACAACGAGCGAAACGUUUUCAUGUACGAAGUAGCCAACUGCGGUUUCCCGAACGGCUUCGACAAGUACUCGAUCCCGAUGCCACCGGGCUUUCAGAACAACGUCCCCGGCAACAACAAGCAGAAAACCGAAUGCAUCAACUAAGCAUAUGGCAUGGCAGCAUAAUACAGACAAAACGUAAACUCAACAAACACAACACAAGUAAUCACACAUUUCCGAUUGGCGCCGAUGCUGAGCGCAUGGGACAGCUCCAAGCAAGCAAGCAUCAUCAUCAUCAGAACGGUGCAGCGCAAACAGAACAACAAAAAACUACUUCGUCUGCUACCCGCCGCGCUUGGUUUGGUGCGCCUUCUCCCACUUCCCGAACACAGUGAGGCGCGCCCGGACGCUAAGGCGACCAAAACAAAACAUUCUUCGAUGGUGUUUCCUCGUGCACAAAUUCAUUUCUGCGCAUGUGAUGAGAUGUGGUGUCGUCGAGAGCUAGCAUAUGAGAGCAAGCGAGAGUGUGCAGUAAGUACUCUAGUCUACUACCUUCGUUUAUUAUUUUUUUGUAAGUGCGUCGAAAAUGAAACAUGGAUAUAUUGCGACAUGAAAGGCAGAGCACAAAACACAGAAUUUCCAUUAAUCCAUUCCUCAGUGACAUUAUGAUCAGUUUACAGAGGUUUUCCUACUGCAGUGUACGUGUUAAAGAGAUGCGCCUAAAAAUGGCCUAUCCCUACCCGAAUUGGAAAAAAAAUCAGAUGAAAGUGGUAGUAGAUGAUGGAUACGCGUGCAAUGGUGGUAUGUUGCGUUCGAGAACACCUUAAUUGCGAGAUACAUAAAUGUACUAGAAAAGUUAAUAGCCUUACACUCUACUAUCCGUGUUUUAUCGUUGGAGGUUUUUUUUUUUGGUACGAAGGACAAACUGGUUCGAUCGAUUUUGAUCGGCAUUUGAGAUGGUUCAAAAGGAACAA
Anopheles arabiensis is the source of this 5689-nucleotide messenger RNA. It is a transcript of the gene Cnot4, whose product is annotated as myb-like protein Q. Gene Ontology annotation, cellular component: CCR4-NOT complex. Bases 780 to 4880 code for a protein of 1366 amino acids. The record is from RefSeq and is a predicted model, not a curated record. Gene Ontology annotation, molecular function: metal ion binding; RNA binding; ubiquitin-protein transferase activity. The transcript is spliced from 15 exons. Gene Ontology annotation, biological process: protein ubiquitination. Lineage: Eukaryota; Metazoa; Arthropoda; Insecta; Diptera; Culicidae.